GCGUGGAGGCUGCCGAUCAAGCCAAAAGAAGCAGCCUCCUCCGGGACAUAUCAGUCACCACUCACCACUAUUGUAGUGUUAAAUGUCGUUGGGCAUUUUGGAAGGUACGGUGGUGUGUCUUUGUGGCAUGUAGAUAUCUACAAAUAACUAGUUGGUGGCAAUGCAGAUCCUCACUCCUCACGUGUACUGGGCCCAGCGUCAUGGAGAGAUAUUACUCCGUGUGGAAUUGAUUGAUGCCAAGAAUCUUGAAAUCAACCUACAUGACAAAACAAUGCAGUUCAGAGCACAGGGCCAUGGAGCUAAAGGAGAUAAUGAAUACAAGUUUAGUUUGGAGUUCUUGGAAGCCGUCAGACCUGAGAUCGAUCAUAAGUCAACACAGCGUCAGGUGGACAUCAAAAUCAAGAAGCAAGAGGAGCGCUGGUGGGACCGACUGACGCUGCAGGAGAAGAAGCCUCUUUUUCUGGCCCCUGACUUUGACCGCUGGCUGGAUGAGUCUGAUGCCGAAAUGGAACUUCAGGCUAAGGAGGAAGAAAGGCUAAACAAGAUAUGUGUGGAGUCAAGAGUUCGUAAAGACCACUACCUUGGGCUGAAGAAAGGCUACUUAUUUAUGUACAACCUGGUGCAGUUCCUUGGAUUUUCAUGGAUCUUUGUCAACAUGACGGUUCGGCUCUUCAUUCUUGGUCAAGAUUCCUUCUAUGACACCUUCCACACCACAGCUGAUAUGAUGUAUUUCUGUCAGAUGCUGGCCGUGCUGGAAGUCAUCAACCCCUUGUUAGGCUUGGUCAAGACUGCAGUAUUCCCCGCCAUGAUCCAGCUGGCGGGGAGGAACGUCAUUUUGUUUGUCAUCUUUGGCAGCCUGGAAGAGAUGCAGAGAAAACCUGUUGUCUUCUUCGUGUUCUACCUGUGGAGCACCAUUGAAGUGUUCAGGUACCCUUUCUACAUGCUGGCCUGCAUGGGCAUCCAGUGGAAGCUGUUGACGUGGCUCAGAUACAGCCUUUGGAUCCCUCUGUACCCACUGGGGGUUCUUACUGAAGCGGUGGCUGUGAUCCAGUCCCUCCCCAUCUUUGAUGAGACCCGCCUGUUCAGCCUCCCCCUGCCUGCUGUGCUCGGACACUCUUUAAGCUUCUCGUACUCUCUGCAGCUCUACCUGGUGAUCAUGUUCCUGGGACUCUUCAUCAAUUUCCGAUAUCUACACAAGCAGAGAAAGAGACGAUACCGAUCAAGCAAACGAAAAGUCCACUAAUGAAGCAGGACAUCACUCACUGUGAGAGGCAAUAUGUUUCCGUUCCUUAUUAACUUUUCCUCUACACACACACACACACACACACAACCUUCCUGGAUGUUUUCUACGUGGGACUUGAUGGCGUGAAUUGAGUAUUAAAAACAUCCAUCUAGUUUAAUUCUUAUCGAUCUCUUGCUGUUCUGUGUGUGAGCAGCAACAGCCAUAAUCCAACCAAUCCAUCACUGGCAAAUAUGAACCCUUUUUUUUUUUUUUGGAUUGUUUUGCAAACAUUUAAUAUGAACUCUUCUUCAUUUAUUGGACUAGCACACUGUGUCGCUGGUCAGUGCUAACACACUCAAAAACACAUGAAGCUCUUUGUUGUGGCCUGUUAAAGAAUUCCUCUGUAGCUGAACAGUUAAGAACUGUGUGCUUAUGAACAUUUAAUGUCAUAUUUGUAAUUAUUUAAGUAUUAUGACAAGGUAUUGUGCUGAAAGAAGCGCUGGAAUAUUGAUUCAUACACAGUGUCCCUAAAGUCUGGACAAAAUAUACACAUAAAAUAUUUGCGUUAUGCAAAAAACAUUUUAAAAAGUUGUAUUCUUUUUCUUUUCUUUUUUAAAAUAAUUGUUAAAUGGAAUAAUUAAACUAUGUAUAUUGAAUUAAACAGUUUUAAUAUGUUUUAAAAUAAUUGUAUAAUAUAUGAAUUUUUGCAUGUGUCCAAACUUUAGGGACACGCUGUACAUUACUUGACCCAAAGAAGUCACACUAAAAUGAACAAAAUACUAACAAAUAAAAUACUGCAAAACAAUGAGAGUUGGAUAUGGUGAUCAAUUUAAUAUUUUCAUUUUUCUAGAUAUAUAUGCAUAUGCUAAGAAGUUAUAUAUCCAUCCAUCCAUCCAUUUUGUAUGCCGCUUAUCCUCAUUAGGGUCACGGGGGUAUGCUGGAGCCUAUCCCAGCUGACUUCAGGCGACAGGGUUUCUCAAAACAUUUGGCAUUUUAAAAGCAAUUAUCUUGAGAACUGCUAUGUCUAGCUCAAUGAAAUUGAACAGUUUAGGUGUUGAACAUCCUAAGUUUAUUAUGGGAGCGAUUUCACAAGUGUUUAGUAUGUGCACCACAUGUGACACGGCUGCAACAGUCUGGGGUGACCGUGCGAGCACAUUCCAAGACGCAAAAUGGCUUCUCUUUGGGAAAUGGCAUGGCUCAACCGGUAAACAGAACAAAAAUAAAACAUUAAAUGUUGAGCUGUUUCUAUACAUCCUGUGAAAAUUCAAAGUUAUUUCAAGAAGAAUUUCCCAAAUUAUUGGCCUGCGAAAUGAUGUCAGAUUUUUUUGGGACACCCCGUAUAUUUAAAGAGAAACGGCCUGCAUUUCAGCUUUAUGCCAUUGGUGACAAAUCAUGCUGUUAUUAAUGUCAACAAGGCGUUUUUUUGUUUUCAUGAUUUCUUGUUUGUUUGUAUUUUUGGAAUACCGAAUAGAGUACAGCAAUUCGGAGGAGCCUAUUAUUAGUAUCAAUUUAAGUU
Molecule: messenger RNA, 2738 nt
Organism: Dunckerocampus dactyliophorus (ringed pipefish)
Lineage: Eukaryota; Metazoa; Chordata; Actinopteri; Syngnathiformes; Syngnathidae
Product: very-long-chain (3R)-3-hydroxyacyl-CoA dehydratase-like
Exons: 11
Coding region: 161-1243 (360 amino acids)
Biological process (GO): sphingolipid biosynthetic process; fatty acid elongation; very long-chain fatty acid biosynthetic process
Cellular component (GO): endoplasmic reticulum membrane
Molecular function (GO): 3-hydroxyacyl-CoA dehydratase activity
Source: RefSeq, a predicted model, not a curated record